This is a messenger RNA of Penicillium digitatum Pd1, 264 nucleotides long. The record is from RefSeq and is a predicted model, not a curated record. Lineage: Eukaryota; Fungi; Ascomycota; Eurotiomycetes; Eurotiales; Aspergillaceae.
AUGCUUCCUUCCUCGCCAUCAUUCUUGUCCUCGUUUGAUCCUGCCCUUCACCUCCACUCCGAAGGUCCUGACAACGCAAUCCCACCGUCCGAAUCAUUCUCCGACGACCUCGAGGCAAUCCACCUGCACCGCUGCGAACAAACCCGCAAUCGAGUUGUGAUUCAACACCGAGCGUGGGAUUUGUCUGAUGUGUUUCGUAGCGAAGACGACAUACGACCUGGUUCGCGAUCCCAAGCCCUCAUUGCCUGGAAAUGGUGGCACUGA